GUUUAUAGGGUGAAUUGGCUCAGGAUGAGAGCCCUGCAUGAUAGGUUGCAGGAAGAGGUCCAGUUAUUGAAAUGUGAGCAGGAGUGGACUAGAAACUUUUUUGAAAGCAAGGUAAAAUUUUGGACUGGCCAAAAGACUGCAGCAUUGGCAGAGGAGAAGGCUGGGCAGGCAUGUUAUGCUGCAAGGAAAUGCCAAAUGUAUGGCAGAUUAGCAUGUCUUCUGUAA
Molecule: messenger RNA, 225 nt
Organism: Pisolithus orientalis
Lineage: Eukaryota; Fungi; Basidiomycota; Agaricomycetes; Boletales; Pisolithaceae
Exons: 1
Source: RefSeq, a predicted model, not a curated record